Messenger RNA from Pseudogymnoascus verrucosus, 2119 nucleotides. RefSeq lists its product as uncharacterized. The coding region runs from base 328 to 1905 and encodes 525 amino acids. Lineage: Eukaryota; Fungi; Ascomycota; Leotiomycetes; Thelebolales; Thelebolaceae. The transcript has 4 exons. The record is from RefSeq and is a predicted model, not a curated record.
CAUGGAAUCCUCUCUUGUGACGGGUUCAUAUAGCAACAAUAUAUUCCAGAUACCCUUCAACAACCCUACAACUGUCCAGAUAUCUUUUAUCAACACUUCUCGAUACCCUGAAUCCCAUAUCUUCGCUCGACAAGGGAUCCAUCGUCCGAUUCACCCCACUUUGGCCUAACAACGAAUCCAAUUUGCCAGGAUAGCCAAGGUACGCACAGAGCACACCCCAACAAGCUCCAUGAGAUUCCCCCCCAUGGAGAUCGCGGGGCGGUGACCAUACUCUAAUCUAUAUUUCCAUCAUAUCUCCAAAGCUUCAUAUUGUAAAUCUACGCAGCCAUGAGUCUCCCAGUCCGAACGCUGACAAAAACGCUACGCAAGUCGCCUACAGACAUGGUUUCGCACCCCGCAGAAAAGGCCGUAGCGCCGACACAGCUGCCAACUCGCCAAAGUACCGGCGCAAGCGGGUUGAGCGACGUAGCAGUGCCCGAGACGGACAUCAGAGAGACCUCCGCUCUUCUCGAAGAGCGUCUGCGCGCAUGGAAGCAUGCAGUUGGAUACCUUGAGGAGUACAUCAGUGCGACUGAGAAGGCCCAGAAGGCACAUGCGAAAGAGUACGAGAAGGUCUUGAAAACCAUUCAAGAUCCAUUGAAGGAGGGUUCUCAUUUCGACCAGAGUCUUGGCGGUGUCGCUGGGCUCUUUGAGAAUAUGAGAGUAAACACCGAGAGCUUGGCCAACUCCCAUCUCGAAACCGAAAAGAACCUCAAGGGCACGGUUCUACCGAUCCUCGAGCGUCUUCACAAGGAGAUCAAGAACAAAUCCAAGGAGAUCUCGUCUGGCGUUGGAAAGGCGGCCAAGGAGAUCGAGAAGUCGCGCAACACGACUCAGAAGCACAUUGAGCUUUUGGGCCAGCAGAGCGCUGCUGCUGAAUCGUCCGGGAGCAAGGUCAACUCGCACGACGACCCAUAUAUCACCCAACGAGGCAUUUACUACCGUCUCCACAAGCAGAUCCUGGAGGAGAACAACAACCGCCACGACCUGAUCAGCGUUCAGGAGAACUUUGCUACCUUUGAGCAACACGUUGUUGAGGUCAUCCAGCAGGCCAUGGCGUCGUUCGUUCAGUACGUCGGCGGCCAGGUUCAGCGUAACCAGAACGCGUACACGGACAUGUUGAGCAAUGUCCAGCGCAUUCCUCCGGACUUUGAGUGGAACGGCUUCAAGCAGCGUGAAGCUGACACCCUUGUGGACCCUAGCUCCGCACCGCGCUCCAUCGAGGGCGUCACCUUCCCCAACCAGAACCACAAGUCCACACAGCCAUUGCUCGAGGGCACUCUUGAGCGCAAGUCCCGCAACAUCCUUUCCAGCGGCUACUCCACUGGAUACUACGCCAUCACCAACGCCCUGUACUUACACGGCUUCAAGGACAACGACAACGUGCGCAAGGACCCAGAGCCGGAGAUUUCCAUCUACCUCCCAGACGCCGUCGUCGGCGUGCCGAAUGGCGAGAAGUUCCAUGUCAAGGGCAAGGACGUCUCCAAGGGUUUCAGCAGCAAGCUCGCCGGAACAUCCGAGCUCAACUUCAAGGCCCAUACCGCCAACGAUGCCGAGAAGUGGGUUGAGGUUAUUAAGAUGGCCGCCGGCGCGAACGCCGCGAGGGCUCCGUACUCCUCGGGCCCUUCAUCCCCCAUCUCUCCUACUACCCAGAAGCAGGCUAGUUUCGGCUCGAUAGCUCCAGCUACCGCGGCUGCGGAGACGAAGGCGGUUGAGGCGGCCCAGGAGGAAGGUGUCACGGCUGCUCACCCUACCCCAUUGAAGAUUGAAGAGGGGAAGACUGUGGCGAGCCCGACGGCUGUGGCUCCUUCGGCGACGGGGGCUGUUGUUGGGACGGAUAAGGCUACGAAGCCCCCUUUUGAGUAAAUACCCGGGGCGGAAAUUGUUUGACAGAUAGUCCUAUUGGUUUUAUUACCUAAGUCCUUUUCUAUGUGCUUGCUUUUUGAGUAAUCUUGAUGAGUUUAGCCGGUGGUUGUGUCGCAUAUGUUGAGUAAUUUGAAUAGCAACUCUCAUUGAUUGUUCUACGCCUCUGUCUUGUCAACUUGUUGCUCCUUAGACCCCCUUUGAAAUCGAUAAUCCC